Messenger RNA from Lates calcarifer (barramundi perch), 4504 nucleotides. RefSeq names its product carnitine palmitoyltransferase 1Ab (liver) (gene cpt1ab). Gene Ontology annotation, cellular component: mitochondrion. NCBI's taxonomy places the organism in Eukaryota, Metazoa, Chordata, Actinopteri, Centropomidae. Bases 339 to 2657 code for a protein of 772 amino acids. The record is from RefSeq and is a predicted model, not a curated record. Gene Ontology annotation, molecular function: carnitine O-palmitoyltransferase activity. The transcript has 20 exons. Gene Ontology annotation, biological process: fatty acid metabolic process; carnitine metabolic process.
AGCUGGCCGCGGCUGUCUGGUGCCAGUGACAGUACGACGCACGCGCACGAGCAGCGGCGGGAGGCGCGCUUCUCACGGACCAACACUCUGUUGGUGUAAGGGGUUCCGUGUUUGAUGAGCAGGAACUGACCUAAAAGACGGCCGCUGAAAGGGAAGAAAUGUGACGUACCAAAGGGGGCAGGGAGUGUGGCGGUGUAUACAAGUCUGUGCUCCCAUUCAUGCAGAGUGUAUACCAGCCCUCGCCGACAGCCAAGCCGUGCUACAUCAUCGCCAAAACACCAAGCUCUGUUCCCUCAGGCUGAUAGAAAGGGUUGUGACCCUGUACGGUAGUAGCCACCAUGGCAGAAGCGCAUCAGGCGGUGGCCUUCCAGUUCACCGUUACUCCCGAUGGUAUUGACCUACAGCUGUGCCACGAGGCUCUACGCCAGAUCUACCUCUCUGGCCUACACUCCUGGAAGAAAAGAUUCAUUCGCUUCAAGAAUGGGGUAAUGACUGGUGUGUACCCGGGAAGCCCUGCCGGCUUCAUGGUAGUGGUUGUGUCAUACAUGUCCUACAAUAAAUAUAAACAGCUGGAUCCCUCUCUGGGGUUGAUUGCCAAGCUUGGCCAACACAUACCUAUCAGCCGAUAUAUGUCCACAGACAGCCAGAGGAUAGUUGGAGGAGUUCUGGUGGGCACGGGCCUGUGGGUCACCAUAAUCAUGAUCAUGAGGAAUGUCCUAAAGUCCCUGUUGUCGUGGCACGGCUGGAUGCAUGCACGUCAUGGCUCUGUGUCCUGGUCUACUCGUCUGUGGAUGUUAUUAGUGAAGGUGUUCUCUGGCAGGAAGCCAAUGCUCUACAGUUUCCAGAACUCCCUGCCACGGCUACCCGUUCCCUCUGUCAAGGACACCUGCAGAAGGUACCUGGAGUCAGUGCGCGCACUGAUGGAUGACGAGCAGUACGAACGGAUGAAGGGCUUGACAAAAGACUUUGAGAAGAACCUGGGACCCAAGCUGCAGUGGUACCUCAAACUCAAGUCGUGGUGGGCUUCCAACUAUGUCAGUGACUGGUGGGAAGAGUAUAUUUACCUCAGAGGCCGUGGGCCCAUCAUGGUCAACAGCAACUAUUAUGCCAUGGACUUCCUGUAUGUGUUCCCUACCUCCAUCCAGGCUGCCAGGGCAGGUAAUGCCAUCCAUGCCAUCAUGCUCUAUAGGAGAAAACUGGACAGAGCCCAGAUCAAACCAAUAUACUUGCUGGCGAACAAGGUUCCUCUGUGUUCGGCUCAGUGGGAGCGGAUGUUUAACACCACCCGCAUCCCUGGUUUGGAGACAGACAUCCUUCAGCACAUGAAUGAGAGCAAACACAUAGCUGUGUUCCACAAGGGCCGUUUCUUCAAGGUGUGGAUGUUUUAUGACGGGCGGCUGCUGUUGCCACGGGAGAUAGAGCAGCAGAUGGAGAGGAUCUUGGCGGACAAAUCGGAGCCCUUGCCAGGAGAAGAGAACCUAGCCGCACUUACUGCAGGGGACAGGACCCCAUGGGCAAGAGCCCGUGAAACCUACUUCAGCCGUGGUAAGAACAAGCAAUCUCUGGACGCCAUUGAGAAGGCAGCCUUCUUUGUAACCCUUGAUGACACAGAGCAGCGCUUCGAGCCAGACAAUCCAGUGAAGUCUCUGGACAGUUACGCCAAGUCCCUGCUCCAUGGAAAGUGCUAUGACAGGUGGUUUGACAAAUCCUUCAACCUGAUCGUGUUUAAGAAUGGCACCAUGGGGCUGAAUGCAGAGCAUUCCUGGGCAGAUGCUCCAAUCAUUGGUCAUUUGUGGGAGCAUGUACUCUCCAUGGACCCUGUUAAGCUGGGAUACACUGAGGAUGGUCACUGCUGUGGGGAGCCCCAUCCCAACCUGCCAGGUCCUCAGAGGCUGCAGUGGGACAUCCCUGCUGAGUGCCAGGACACCAUCCAAAGCUCUCUGACAUUAGCCAGGACUUUGGCGGAUGAUGUGGACUGUCACAUUUUCCCCUUUGAUGACUUUGGAAAGGGUCUGAUUAAGAAGUGCCGCACCAGUCCUGAUGCCUUCAUCCAGAUCGCCCUGCAGCUGGCCCAUUACAGGGACAAAGGGAAGUUCUGCCUGACAUACGAAGCCUCCAUGACGCGUCUGUUCCGUGAGGGCCGAACAGAAACCGUGCGCUCCUGCACGAUGGAAACCUGUGCCUUCGUUCGUUCCAUGAUCAGAGAUGAGACGAGAGAGGAGCGCCUCAAGUUGCUCAAAAUGGCAGCAGAGAAGCACCAAAACAUGUACCGCCUGGCUAUGACAGGACAGGGCAUCGAUCGCCACCUUUUCUGCCUCUAUGUGGUUUCCAAAUACUUGGGAGAAGAUUCACCUUUCCUCAAAGAGGUCCUGUCUGAGCCAUGGAGGCUGUCUACCAGUCAGACUCCUCUGCAGCAGGUUGAGCUGUUUGACCUGGUCAGACACCCAGAAUAUGUGUCCUCUGGAGGUGGAUUUGGUCCGGUGGCUGAUGAUGGCUAUGGUGUCUCCUACAUCAUUGUUGGUGAGAACCUCAUCAACUUCCACAUCUCCAGCAAACACUCAAGCCCAGAAACUGACUCGCACCGCUUCGGCGCCAACAUCAAACAGGCCAUGCUGGACAUUCUGGAUCUAUUCCAGCUUGAAAAGAAAGCUAUGUGAUUGCCCUCUACAUGAGUGGAAAAACAUAAGCAAGACAUAUAUUCCUCCUGAAGCUUGUACAGAAUCAAAUGUUGGAUUUUGGGUUAUUUUAAGUUAAUUGAUGUUACAGGAGUAAGGAUGAUUGAGAGGUAUUUAGAAACAUUACCGUUAAUGUUUGUGAGGCAUUUAUGUGUACUGUAUGUAUAGGCAGGGUGAGAUUCUGGUGGUAUUGGGUACAGGUAGUGCACAGAUCAAAGUUUUUAUUUAUGGAACUGUACACACCGGUGCCUUAGUGACUCACUAAUGUAAAAAGGGCAGAAAGGGAGGAGAUAAGAAAAUAAGAGCUGCACCAGUCUAAUAUCAAGUCUGUAUUACCACAAUAAGAAACAUUUCAGCUAAAGGAUUGUUCAGUAGCAUCACCUGAUAUUUAAAUCACGUUUUUAAAUUGAGAGAUGGUGCAAUAUUUUUGCUAGUUUUUGUCCCUGUUUUGCAAAUUCCAUGAAUACUUUAGCUUUGUUUUUAGAUUUCCUGUAGUCUCCUCAGUUGCAGCACCUGAGUCACAUGUCACUGGCCAAAGCAACAAACCUGAUGUACAAUAUCCUAACAAAUAGCCUGUUGUUUGGUGUCCAUUAAUUUCAUAUUGCUUAGUUUAAAUACUGAGUCUGAUUCUACAGGCUGAAGAGUUGUAUCCAGUAAUCUUAUACCUGCUGAAGCUUUUAGGAGUGAAACUGUUGAUCUGUAAUUACGAUUAGAAAUAUUCAGCUUUGAUCUGCAAAGUGACCCUGUACCAACAAAUGGAUCUACAUUGCCUUUCUGACUCAAGUGUGCAGUCAGUGUGUUUGUUCUUUUUAGCUGCUAUGAUUUUAUAAUGUAGCGACGAAGGCAGAUCAUGUUUAUAUGUGCGUGUUUGUUGUUUUCACACUCAGGUUUUACUAACUUGGCCUAGCAUGCUGUGGUGCUGGCUGCAGCAUUUGAAGAUUAGCGCUUAUGUUGGCGUGUAUAUGUGCAACAGUAGAAGAAGCCGAGAUGCAGUACAAUGCCAUGUGACCCCGACGAGUUGGUGGGUAGUGUAACAGGUUGCUGUUGAAGUGAGGGUUUGCCAGGACAGGGUGUGUCUGGGGUGAAUGUGACAAAGUGUGACAUUUUUCCAAUUUCUUGUGUUUAAAAGAGUGGGGAUAACUGUACUUUAAACUCUGUUGUUCACUCCAUGACUGGUCUUUUAGUUCAAAAUAACCAAUCCAAUUCCUAACUACCAUGGUAGCUUUUUCUGAGAUCAAGAUGAGUUCUAAACUUUUAUCAGCAAACUGUCAAGUUGUCAGUUGCAUUAUAGUGGUGUUUCAGCUGUUGCUGCCUAGUCACGUUGAGGUGCAGAAUUGCUUAGUGGGUUGUUGUGUCUCUCCAAUACAGUAGGAAAUCAUUGUUUCUCUUGGAGUAAUGCUUAUGUAAGAAGGGCAGAGGGGCUAUCACAUGUAGGAAUGCAUCUUUAUUAUUAUGUAUAUGUUGUCAGUUCAUCAUAUUAUUUAUUUUUUUUCCAUGUUUUAACCUCUUUAUUCACACAGCAAACAGUUUGAAACAUGUAUUUACUAGCUGAAUGCGGCGAAUGACAAGCACUAAGUUAAAGCUUUGCUGAUUUAUGAAUUGAAACAGACAAAAUGCUUCCUUUUUUUGACAGUUUUAUUAUCACAGACUUUGCCAGUAUGUUGUAGUUGUAUGACUUUUUAUCCCAGUAGACCUCAUGUUUACACUGCUGCAUGGUUUUUGAAGAUGAAGCUGUAUAUGUUUGCCUUUAAUUUAAAGAUGUGUAAAAAGAAAAGCAGCUGAUAUACCAAAACAAGUUUUAACAAUAAAGUGAAUGUCUGACAGCUGUA